This is a messenger RNA of Betta splendens (Siamese fighting fish), 2760 nucleotides long. RefSeq names its product WD repeat domain 45B (gene wdr45b). The transcript is spliced from 11 exons. Gene Ontology annotation, cellular component: cytosol; extrinsic component of membrane; phagophore assembly site membrane. NCBI's taxonomy places the organism in Eukaryota, Metazoa, Chordata, Actinopteri, Anabantiformes, Osphronemidae. Gene Ontology annotation, molecular function: protein binding; phosphatidylinositol-3-phosphate binding; phosphatidylinositol-3,5-bisphosphate binding. Bases 217 to 1293 code for a protein of 358 amino acids. Gene Ontology annotation, biological process: nucleophagy; protein localization to phagophore assembly site; autophagy of mitochondrion. The record is from RefSeq and is a predicted model, not a curated record.
AACGGAUCCUGCUCAAACUCCUCGUGCUGUUGACUGUUGACUCUCUCCAAGCAGGAACCAGUCUCAGUUGUUUUCCUUCCUUCUGUCCGGUAGUGGCUACAUUGUGGAUAAAUUGUAGCCGGUUGCGUUAGCUUAUCCUACAUUAGCUUAACGGGCAACAGCUGUUAGACAUACUUUUUAUCGCUUUUUUGGGAUUCGGUUUGUUUUGUCAAGAUAAUGAAUUUACUGCCGUCGAAUCCUCACGGGAACGGACUGCUUUAUGCUGGAUUUAACCAGGAUCACGGAUGUUUUGCCUGUGGAAUGGAAAAUGGAUUUCGUGUGUACAACACAGAUCCUCUUAAAGAAAAGGAGAAACAAGACUGGGCUGAAAAUAUGACUCGACACACAACUCACUCCAGAGAGUUCCUAGAGGGUGGGGUUGGCCAUGUUGAAAUGCUGUUUAGGUGUAACUACCUAGCACUAGUCGGAGGAGGCAAGAAACCCAAGUAUCCAACUAACAAAGUGAUGAUCUGGGAUGACCUGAAGAAGAAGACAGUUAUUGAGAUUGAGUUCUCAACAGAAGUCAAAGCAGUGAAGCUUCGACGUGACCGGAUUGUUGUGGUCCUGGAUUCAAUGAUCAAAGUGUUCACCUUUACCCACAACCCCCAUCAGCUGCAUGUGUUUGAGACGUGCUACAACCCCAAAGGCCUGUGUGUACUGUGUCCUAACAGCAACAACUCUCUGCUGGCGUUCCCUGGGACUCAUUCAGGCCAUGUACAGAUAGUGGACCUGGCCAACACAGAGAAGCCCCCAGUGGACAUUCCUGCCCACGAGGGGGCGCUGUGUUGCAUUGCACUCAACCUGCAGGGCACAAGGAUAGCUACAGCUUCAGAGAAAGGGACGCUUAUAAGAAUAUUUGACACAUCUGCAGGUCAGCUCAUACAGGAGCUGAGACGAGGCUCUCAGACAGCCAACAUUUACUGCAUUAACUUCAACCAGGAUGCAUCGCUCAUCUGUGUGUCCAGUGACCACGGCACAGUGCACAUCUUUGCUGCAGAGGAUCCCAAAAGGAACAAACAGUCGAGCCUGGCAUCAGCCAGCUUUCUUCCCAAAUACUUCAGCUCUAAGUGGAGCUUCUCCAAGUUCCAGGUCCCCUCGGGCUCCCCCUGUGUGUGUGCCUUUGGUACGGAGCCCAAUGCUGUCAUCGCUAUUUGUGCUGACGGCAGCUACUACAAGUUCCUAUUUAACCAGAAAGGGGAGUGUUCCAGAGAUGUCUACGCCCAGUUUCUGGAGAUGACUGACGACAAAAUAUGACCCCCUCCCCCCGCCGGUGUGCAGACUUGCUAUAAUGCAUAAUUGAUGGGAGGACAAAGAAAGAAACAGACUUUGGAGGAAACCCUCAAAGCAAAGAUGGACAGAGGGACUCACCAACAGGAAUGCAGACUUUGCAGACUCCUGAACAUGGCCUCUCUCUGGGCAGACCAGGUUCAAACCAAACUUGAGAGGAGAGGGGCAAGUUAUUUUUUUGUGGAUAAAUCCAACACGCUUUUUAAGAAGUCUUCCAGGAAUUUACAGAGGACGACUAUUUUUAAUCCCACAGGUUAUUCUGAUUGAUAGACAGAUUAAAAAUAGUGAUUUAUGUCAACUAAUAUCACCUAACCUAACUAUAGGUAGUGCCUCUGAGACUGGAGCAGAGCUGUAUGUGUGCACAUAUUAUUGUUGUCAUAUAUAUACAUAUGUGUGUUUGUGUAUAUACCAAUGUACCACGUUAGAUGUUCAAAGCAGUAAACAAGAAGGAGCAGUUUCUCCAUUGCUGCCUUUAAGGGUGACACAAACAUCUUGACGAUUGGAACAGACUGAUCCUGUGGCGUGAAGCCUCAUCUUAGUAUUACUAGCUUUUCUUAUAGUCACUGUAUCAACGCACAUUUGCCAGAUUGAACUUCUAACUACAUAGAAUUGUACAGAAGAGUAGCAAAAAAAGAAUCAGAUAUGAACCGUUUUUGGUUUUGUUUCUUCCUUUUUUAAUAAGUUGUGCAAUAAGGUUUUCCUAAAUUGCUUUUGUUAAGAUCUCUUGACGGUUGUGUUUGUCCUAUUACCUAUACUACAAAAUUGUCUCCUCAUCAAACUCUCAGUAAGGUGAACCUUUGAGUUCCUGUUCCUGUCUGAACAGGAAGCCAAAGAGCCAAGUGGGCAGUUUGUCUCUGAGCAUUCAGACAUAUUCAAGAGGAAAUUAUCCACAACUUUCUACUGUAAUUCUCUGAUCAAAAAAUAACUUUUUUUUAGAUUGAUUAAAGAAUGCAAGGUUUUGUGUAAUACACUAUUAUUCCAAUAUUGUUCAAACAGAUGUUUUUUUAAGGUACUUUUUGUUGGCCAGUCACAGAUGUUUGGCAUCUUUCUUUUUAAGAGCCUAGUGUUUGGUUUGUGUUGGUACCUUCUCCAUCCUCCCAAACUCUUGACAGCGUUGAUAAAUUCAAAUGCAAUUAAUUAAUUAAAUGCAAAUCAGGGAAUUAUGAAGUGCUGAGGUAAUAAAUUAGAGCUCUGAUCAGUGUGAUGCAAAAAUGUUAGUGUUACUUCCCCCCCCCCCAGCUUUUCUAAAGUUGACAAAGUACAGCAAACACUUUACCGUUUUGUUGCUCUCCACUGUUGAUGUCAAUGAACAGCACUCGCUACAGAAGGGAAGCUGCACAGACAUGAAAAGCCAACUUGUUUCUGACACACUCAGAUGAUUGUAAAAAAUCUGCAAUGAAGUUUGUGAAUAAAUGUCAACAUCUGCUUUUACAA